UGGCGGAAGUGGGAGCUGGUUGGCACCUUCGCAGCAUUUGCUGACCGGAAGUGGCAGUGUGCUGAGAACUUUCCAGCUGUUGUUGGUGACAUUUGGGGGGAGAUGAGCGCCUUUGACCUUUUUAGGAGAUUCUUUGGGCCCCCUGGGAUGAGGGAUCCGUUCUUUGGAGGGAUGACUCCGGGAGACGAGGAGGAUGACGAUGAUGAGGAUGAAGACUCCUCCUUCCACGGCCCCUCCGGUUUCCACUCCCCCUUCUGGGGCGGCCGCCCCCCUUUCCAGGACCCGUUCGGCUUCGAGGAAAUAUUCCGGGACUUCAAUGAACUCUUCUCCGGUUUUGGCGCGGUGAUGGGCGAUGUUCCCCGGUUGCCGGAGAUCCAACCACCAAGACCGAGUCCAGAGGGGCCCCGAGGCGGUUCUCUGCGAGACUUCAUGUUGAAAUACCCGGACUCCUUCCUACCCAAAGAGCAGACGCCACCUUCCCAGAACUCCCCUACAGAGGAGGGGCCUCCACUGCCAAGCGCGGCCCCCCGAGACAGGAGAGGAUGGCUGGAAGAUAAUGGCUCAGGGGGCUCCAAGCAGGAUAAAGUUCUAGAUUCGGAGGUCUCCUCCCGUGGUUUGGACUCUGUCCUCAAACCACAAGCGCCGCCGUCCUCAUCCUUCUUCCGGAGCGUCUCCAUCUCCAAAGUCAUGAGACCCGAUGGGACGGUGGAGGAACGGCGGACGGUGAGGGACGGUCAGGGUAACACAACCACCACGGUGACGGUGACUAGAGGCGAUGAGGUCAUCAGCAGCGGGAGCCCCGAUGCCCCCCGGGAUUCCAUUGUCGGUCCCCAGGACUCCGCCCCUCUCCACCCACUUCCGUCCCUCCCAGAUCUCUCCGAUUCGCAGACGAUCCUGAGCCGCCUCCUACACCGAUGGUUCUCUGACCGAUAAGCUCCACCCCCCUUGGCCCUCUGAGGUCUCAGGACUCCUAUGGAAGAUCCGGAUAAUCUCAUUAUUAUUUUGGGACGUAACAGCCGGGGGCCCCCCCUCCCCUAAUAUGUGGCCUUUCCGUAGCCUGGAACCCCCCCCCCCCCCAAGAGAUGUGACAAGCCAGGGGGGGGGGCUUCUUUCAUUUAUUUGUCACAAUGUAAAUUUUGAAUUUGUAUAAAGUUGUUGUUGAACUCAC
This is a messenger RNA of Rana temporaria (common frog), 1168 nucleotides long. It is a transcript of the gene HAX1, whose product is annotated as HCLS1 associated protein X-1. The record is from RefSeq and is a predicted model, not a curated record. NCBI's taxonomy places the organism in Eukaryota, Metazoa, Chordata, Amphibia, Anura, Ranidae. Gene Ontology annotation, cellular component: actin cytoskeleton; apical plasma membrane; sarcoplasmic reticulum. The transcript is spliced from 7 exons. Gene Ontology annotation, biological process: negative regulation of apoptotic process; regulation of actin filament polymerization. The coding region runs from base 103 to 933 and encodes 276 amino acids.